AUGACAUAUUCCUCCUCCACAAUCGUAGCGAGUACGACCAUCCUUCUCAUCCUCCUCACCUUCUUCGUCACCCUGCGCUUCAUCGCCCGCCACAACUCCCGCCCAAAAUUCUCCUCUCAACAACCUCUCACACAAACCGGUACAUCAGAAGGCAUCGGUUCUGAUGACUGGGUUUGUCUCUUCGCCGGCUUAGGCUCCCUCAUCGGCUGCCUUCUCAUCCUUGUCUCUGCGAACGAUGGCCUCGGACGAUCGACUUUCUCCUCCCAUCCGACUAAGAUCCGCGAAGUCUUACUACUCAUCUGGCUCGAUCAGAUCAACUACCUCCUCGUCAUGGCUCUUACGAAGACAAGUACGCUACUACUCUACACUCGGAUCUUCCACUCCGCGACACCAGAGCAGCAAAUAUUUCGACGAUACUGCUGGGCGCUGAUCGGAAUUGUCUGUUUGACAAGCUUCUUUCUGACUGUUUUUGCGAUCAUUAUGUGCGAACCGGUCGCAUACUUCUGGAAUAGAGUCACUGCGACUCCGAUCGAGAGUGGAGGCACGUGCAAAGAUCACAGACCGUAUCUUUAUUCGAACACUAUCAUCAGUAUCGUGACGGAUUGCUGCGUGGUUGUGCUGCCAUUCAAGUUGAUUUGGGGCCUGCAAAUGAACCGGAGGAAGAAGCUCAAAGUGUUGGGCAUCUUUGGCCUAGGUGGAAUAGUCAUCAUAUGUUCCAUCAUGCGAGCAACUCUAGUCGAACCUGCAGCACACCGAACGGAUCCAAUGGUGGAUAUUGCUGGACUAUCAACACAUCGAUCGAUCAGAAACUUCUUUGCUGAGAUCUUUGACAUCGGAAAACGAGAAGAGACACCUAUUUCACGGGAUCCGAGACCUACGAAAGCAGCGGUUACAGAAUGGGAUGAUUUGGAGCCUGGAGUUGAGGCGCAUGGCGUACAAAGCCCAAUUGGCGUGACAUUGAAAGAAGACUUUGGGCAAACUCCGAUCAUUGACCCAAGAUGGUGA
Cercospora beticola is the source of this 1005-nucleotide messenger RNA. The record is from RefSeq and is a predicted model, not a curated record. Lineage: Eukaryota; Fungi; Ascomycota; Dothideomycetes; Mycosphaerellales; Mycosphaerellaceae.